Messenger RNA from Phytophthora infestans T30-4, 474 nucleotides. RefSeq lists its product as uncharacterized. The coding region runs from base 1 to 474 and encodes 157 amino acids. The transcript is spliced from 2 exons. Lineage: Eukaryota; Oomycota; Peronosporomycetes; Peronosporales; Peronosporaceae. The record is from RefSeq and is a predicted model, not a curated record.
AUGCAUUUAGUGGAGAGUGGACAUCUCUUGCUGCAUCAACGAUUCCGAGCUGCGUUUGUGGAGCGAUGGGUAGCGGCAGAGGUGAUUGGAUUGUCUGACGGCGACGAGAACGGGAUCAUCAGUGGGCGUUUACGUGCUCUUCAGUCGUGCAUGGAUCUGGUUCAGUUGCUCAGCUACAAGCGCGAGUUCGUGUUUGAUCAAGACGACUGCUCAGUGGCCAAGAUGUACAUCGAGCACACUGUACUCAGCAUGGACGCCGGCACAGGAGCUGACGUUCGUGGUAUCAAGCAGCAGGUGGCUGCGAAUUUUGAGUCACUGCGUAUUGAAGUGGCGAGUGAAUUCUAUAAAGAGUACGCAGUGCACUUACGUACGCUUGGUUUCCGACGUCUUCGGACGCUAGCUACCAGCAGGAGCCAUGCACUACUUUUACCACCCGGUAAGAGCUGCAGCGGAAGCGGCUGGGUGGACGAAUAG